GCUCGCCCGCCGAGCCCAGCGCCGCGGCGGGGCUGCCGGCUCCGCGCCGACGUGCCGCACCAUGGGCAGCCAGGGCUCCAAGGCGGCCAAGGCGGAGGUAGGCGCCCAGCCGGCCGGGCCCGCCGCCGCCGCCGAGCCCGCCAAGGCCAACGGGCAGGAGAACGGCCACGUGAGGCUCAACGGGGACAUGACGCCCAAGGUGGGCGUUGAGGCUGCGCCCCUGAACGGCAACGGCUCUGCUGAACCCCUCAAGGAGGAGGGCAAGGGCGAGGCGGGCGGCGGGGACGCCAUCGAGCCUGCCCCCGCCGCCGAAGGCGGGGAGGCUAAGCCCGAAAGCACUGCGGCCCCCAAAGACACCCCCAAGAAGAAGAAGAAGUUCUCGUUCAAGAAGUCCUUCAAGCUGAGCGGGAUCUCUUUCAGGAAGAACAAGAAAGAAGCUGGGGACUCCUCUGUGUCCUCUCCCACUGAGGACCAAGGCAAAGCAGACACCAAGGGAGAGGAGAACCCUGCUUGCUCCGCGAGCGACACAGAGCCAACUGCUCCUCCGCAGGAAGGGAAAGCAGAGGAGAAGGGCAGUGCAGGGGAGAGCAGUACUGCUGCUGAUGGGCAGCAGGAAGCUGAGCCCAAGAGGGAGGAUGCAGAAGCAGGGGAAGCCAAGGAGGAAGAGAAGCAGCAGCCAGGGGAAAGCCAGGGAGAUACAGCCAAACCAGAGGAGCCCUCAAAACCUGCAGGGCCUGAGCCUACAACAACUCCUGCAGCAGCUGAGCAGAAGGAAGAGUAGAGCCCACUUGGUAUUGUCCUAACUUAAGACUCUUAUGCCAUCCUCUUCAUCCCAGUAACACCACGGACUCGCUGCCUUGCCCACACACCUUCCGUAUUCAACGUAGAACUGACAAACGCUCUCUAAAAUUGACCCCAAGUUAUUUCUUCCCCUCUCCUGUUAGAAAACUGGUCUGGAUUCCCACCACCAUCACUACAACUUGGAGUAGUUUUACCUGAAUCCUUUAAAACUGUGGAGGAAGACUAUCCUGGACAUAACUGGAAUUUACAGUUUGAUAAGAACCCAGAUUUUUACAUCAUGCUCUGGUAUCUCUGCUGGCCUCCUGACUGUUCUCACUAUCUUCCAAGCAGCCUUUGAAGCCCAGCAAGCCAGUGACUGUUCAACGGAUUCUUUUUCUCAGUUCACAUUCCUGGUUCUGACUUCAUUUAAAGUAUUUCGUGCUUUUUAUAGAAACCAAUGGUUUAAAAGCUAAUCUGGCUAGUUUUUUAUAAUGUCUUACUAUUGGCUUAAAACCAUAAAGCUUGUAAGUCCGCUGUGUUUAAUUCUGCUUCUAAGGGAUAUAACUUUUGGGGUGUGGGGGUGGAGGGAGGGGGUAUGCCAGCUGUAUAAUGUGAAGCAUUGUUGUUUUCUCUGUAAAUAAUUUUUUAAUGGCCAAAACACUUGAUUUGCAAUUUUCUAACUCCUAAAAAAGCUGUAUGGGUUUUAUUGUAACAUUUGAAAGGAAUAAAUGGUGACCCCUU
Molecule: messenger RNA, 1521 nt
Organism: Rhea pennata
Lineage: Eukaryota; Metazoa; Chordata; Aves; Rheiformes; Rheidae
Gene: MARCKSL1
Product: MARCKS like 1
Exons: 2
Coding region: 62-781 (239 amino acids)
Biological process (GO): central nervous system development; actin filament organization
Cellular component (GO): cytoplasm; plasma membrane
Molecular function (GO): actin filament binding; calmodulin binding
Source: RefSeq, a predicted model, not a curated record